CCAAUAUUUUUUUGAAUUGAUACGUGUUAUCUAAAAUUUAACUUUUUCAACAGUAAUUUGAAUUCAAUGUUAUGUGUAAAUAGCACGUUAUGUAUUUCUAUGGUACGAAGCAGUACCUAUAAAACAAGAAGACCAUAAAAUUAUAAGUUAGAAUAAUGAAUAUUAUUUUAGUUUUAUGUGUGUAACAAAUUGCGAGAUAGAGAAGCUAUUGGCUAGUUUUCACUUUCAACAAAAUUUUAUUUUACUAUGUAUAAUGUCUAGAGAAGUAUUUCUUUAUAUGUAGACAAUGAUAAUUUUACUUUUAUAAAAGUAUUGAUGAUUUAUUAUUAAAAAACUUUUCCCUCAAUAUUAAAAACCAUGGCUGAUAUUAAGCCUUCUACUAGUUUUUCAAAUAAUGUAUCAAGUAUCACAGUUUUUAAGGAAAGAGAGAACUCUCUUGGUGACUAUAAUUAUAUGAGCGAAGAACUUAUACAGGAAAAAUUUAGCGAAAAAAGCCCUCUUAUUAAUAAAAUGGAUUCCCUAAAAAUUGGAAUGAGCCAACAAGUCCUCGUUGAAAAUGAACAAUCACAUAAUAAAAAAUGGACUCAAUAUUUGGCUGCUUUGAUAGCAACUAUUGGAGGCUUUAUAGCAGGUACAACUCUAGGAUGGACAUCUCCAACUGGAGAAUUGUUAAAAAAUGGUCAAUAUCCAUUUACAGUCACAGAAGAUGAUCUUUCAUGGAUUGGAUCAUGUAUGCCUCUAGGUGCAAUGUUUGGUUGUUUAUUAACUGGAUGGCUUGUAGAUAAAUUAGGACGUAAAAAUAUGAUGUUGCUAUUAGUUGUUCCUUGCCUAAUUGGUUGGGCAAUGAUCAUAUGGGCUGAAUCAGUAUUGUCUAUGUGUUUGGGACGAGUCCUAACAGGAUUUGCUAGUGGUGCAUACUCCAUUAUUGUUCCUUUGUACACAUCUGAAAUUGCUGAAAAAGAAAUAAGAGGAACACUAGGAACUUAUUUCCAACUUCAAAUUGUUACAGGAAUAUUGUUUACUUAUGUUGCUGGAAAAUAUCUUGAUGUAUUUGGAUUGUCAAUUGCUUGUGCUGUCUUUCCAAUAGUUUAUGCAUGUUUGAUAAUUUUAAUACCUGAAACACCUGUUUUUCAUCUAAUGAAAGGAAAUGUUGAAAAGGCACGAUCAUCAUUAAGAUAUUUCAGAGGUCCUUAUGGUUUAGUUGAUCAAGAACUUUCUGAAAUGCAUGAUUCGCUUGAAAAGACUGAAAGAGAAAGAAUUUCAAUUGUGAAAGCAUUCCAAACCACUCCAGCUAAACGUGGUUUGUUUAUUGGCCUUGGAGUUAUGCUUUUGCAGCAGUUUUCGGGUUGCAAUGCUGUUAUAUUUUAUGCUACGAACAUUUUCACAGCAGCUGGAAGUAAUAUGAAAGCAAGCACAUCAACAAUUAUUGUUGGUGUUAUGUCUGUUGUAGCCACAUACAUUUCUACACUUGUUGUUGAUAAACUUGGAAGAAAAAUAUUACUUCUAAGUUCAGCAUUAGUUAUGGGUAUUUGUACAGCAUUGAUUGGUGUGUUCUUUUACCUUCAAAAUUCCAACUAUGAUGUAACCUCAAUUGGAUUUAUUCCAUUAAUAUCAUUGUGUAUAUUUAUUAUACUAUUUUCUUUUGGUUUUGGUCCUAUUCCUUGGAUGUUAAUAGGAGAAAUAUUUCCAGCACAAAUAAAGGGUACUGCCUGUUCAAUUGCUUGUUUGUCAAAUUGGUUUUUUGCUUAUCUUGUUACCAAAUUCUACUCAUCUUUGGUAGCUUCUAUUUAUAUUUACAACACAUUCUGGUUGUUUACUAUGUUUAGCAUUUUUGGUGUAUUUUUCGUUAUUUUUAUUGUCCCAGAAACUAAGGGUAAAUCAAUGGAUGAAAUUCAAGAAAUGCUUGGUGCUAGUAAUGACCUUGUACACUCAAGUACAGUUCAAGUUACUUCUAUCAAUAAUAUUCAAAAAUUUUAAAAUUACAGUGUACCAUAAAUUUAAUUUAUAACAAAAUUAAUUUAUGUUUUUGAAUGUAAAUUACACAAGUAUACAAUCUGUUAAAAGAUUUUUACUAGUACAAUAUUUUUAAUAAGUAAUUUUAUAACUUAUAUAAAUAUGUAUAAUUCUUUUUAAUACCCUUUCUUAAAGUCCAAUAUUUUAAACUAUUUUUCAUUACAUUAUAAAUUUCUAAAUAACAAUAUAGUUUUUCUAUAUGUGUAAUGAUUAUCCUUUAAAUCUAACAAGUAAUCAUUUGUUUACUCUUGUUUUUUUAUUAUUUUACUACUUGGGACUUUAAAAUGUGGUUACCAGUAAUGUAUAGUCUAGUCCUGUUGUGUAUCAUUUUUAAUUUAUUUCAUUUUUGAAACUAUUUUGUCAUAUAUAUUAUUUAUUAGCAUUUUCAUUUUAAUUGUUAAUGACCCAUUAUAUUUAUUAAUUAAUGUUGUUUGAAAACUGUAGCAAUUACUAUUUAGUUUUUAAUGUAUAUUAAUAUAUUUUAAAUUUAACUGUAUAUGAACCUGUGAUAUUUAAAAACAAAUGUUUCAUGAGAUAAAAAUACGUGGAAAAAUAAAUGUUUGUGUAUUUUGGUAAGUAAUUACAACUUAGUUGUAUACAUUUAUCUAUCUUUUUAUAUAAUUUGAUUAUAUAAUUAUAAAUUUGAGUCAUAAAUAAAAAUGUUUUCAUUUUUCUUGAUUAA
This is a messenger RNA of Daktulosphaira vitifoliae (grape phylloxera), 2695 nucleotides long. RefSeq names its product facilitated trehalose transporter Tret1-like. Gene Ontology annotation, cellular component: membrane. The coding region runs from base 358 to 1977 and encodes 539 amino acids. The record is from RefSeq and is a predicted model, not a curated record. Gene Ontology annotation, biological process: transmembrane transport; carbohydrate transport. NCBI's taxonomy places the organism in Eukaryota, Metazoa, Arthropoda, Insecta, Hemiptera, Phylloxeridae. The transcript is spliced from 8 exons. Gene Ontology annotation, molecular function: sugar transmembrane transporter activity.